AUGAUGCAACCGGAGAGGAGCAUCCAGGGUUUUAGCUCUAAAUACGGGCAAAAUUCUUUUACAUAUGAUGUUAAGCGAGAUGUGAACAAUGAGGAGACCUUUCAACAGCAACACAGAAGGAAGACCAUUUCCUCUAGGAACCUGGACUUCGACAUCACUACCUUGAGCCACCAUGUGCAGUGCCGCUGCUCGUGGCACAAGUUCCUAAGAUGCAUGCUUAUGAUCUUUCCCUUCCUAGAAUGGAUGUGUUUGUAUCAAUGCAAGGAGUGGCUCCUUGGAGACUUACUUGCUGGUGUAAGUGUUGGCAUUGUGCAAGUUCCCCUAGUCCUGAUGUAUAGUUUGCUGGCAAGGCAACUGAUUCCUCCUCUCAGUGUCUCUUAUGCAGCCUUCUGUUCUUCAGUAAUUUAUGUAAUUUUUGGAUCAUGCCAUCAAAUGUCCAUUGUCCUGAUGUAUAGUUUGCUGGCAAGGCAACUGAUUCCUCCUCUCAGUGUCUCUUAUGCAGCCUUCUGUUCUUCAAUUCUUGGCUUCACUGCAUUUGCAAACAAGAUAAACAUAGCCACAGAAAACAGCAGGACGCUCAUUGAUAUGAUCCCUUAUAGCUUCCUGUUUCCUGUAUUGCCAGAUUUGAACAUUCUUCAUACAAUUAUUUUAGAAGCCUUCUCUUUAGCUUUAGUGAGUUCUUCUCUGCUCAUAUUUGUGGGCAAGAAGAUUGCCAGUUUCCAUAGCUACCAUGUCAAUUCCAACCAGGAUUUAAUAGCCAUCGGCUUUUGCAAUGUCGUCAGUUCAUUUUUCAGAUCUUGUGUGUUUACUGGUGCUGUUAUCAGGACUAUUAUCCAGGAUAAAUCUGGAGGAAGACAACAGUUUGCGUCUCUGGUAGGCGCGGGUGUAAUGCUGCUCCUGAUUGUGAAGGUGGGACACUUCUACAAACUGCCGAAUGCUGUGGUGGCUGGUGUCAUCCUGAGCAACAUCCUACCCUAUCUUCAAACCAUUUACAACCUACCCAAUCUCUGGAGACAGAACCAAUAUGACUGUAUUAUUUGGAUGGUGACAUUCAUAUCUGCCAUUUUCCUGGGGCUGGACGUUGGACUGCUCAUUUCAGUAGCUUUUGCCUUCUUCGUCAUCACUCUUCAGUCACACAGAACUAAGAUUCUCCUCCUGGGUCAGAUCCCUAACACCAACAUUUACAGAAGCAUCAGUGACUACCAGGAGGUUACAAACAUUCCUGGGGUGAAAAUCUUCCAGUGCUGCAACUCCAUUACAUUUGUCAAUGUUUACCACCUAAAGCACAAGCUAUUAAAAGAGAUUGAAAUGGUAAGGGUACCUCUUAAAGAAGAAGAAGUUUUCAGCUUGUUUAAUUGAAAUGAAGCUGGCUUCCAGGAAGAGAAGAUUUGUCAGUGUUUCUGCAGCUGUAAUGAACUGGAACCACCAGCCAGGAUUGUUUACACAGAGAGAUUUGAAAGCAAACAGGACCACGAUACAUCCCCCAUUAACCUGAUCCACUGCUCAUGGUUCGAGAGCGUGAACAUGAGCCAAGCUACGUCAGAUGACCAAGAACGCUACAUAAUAUCUUCCACAUCUCAGAGGAAUUGUGGGCAAAACUGUGAGGAGGUGAAGAAAACUCAGCUGCCUAAGAAUCCCUCCAGAAAAGACUUGAUGGCACUGCCCAAAGCUUCUGAAAAUCAAGGGGAGAGUAGUUUGCCCGUCCCUCACUCAGAGGUAUCGCUUCCAACCGGCGCCCACACCAUCAUCCUGGAUUUCUCCAUGGUGCAUUUUGUGGAUUCACAGGCUUCAGUCACAUUAAGGCAGAUGUGCAAUGCUUUCCAAAACGCCAACAUUUUGGUGCUCAUUUCAGGAUGUCACUCUUCUGUGGUCAGGGACUUUGAGAGGAAUGACUUCUUUGACGCUGGCAUCACCAAGGCCCAGCUGUUCCUCACGCUCCAUGACGCUGUGCUGUUUGCCUUGUCAAGGAAGUUUCCAGAGUCCUCUGAGUUAAGCGUGGAUGAAUCGGAGACAGUGAUACAGGAAACCUACUCAGAAACAGACAAGAAUGAAGAGUCAAGACAUAACAUAGGCAUCAGUCUUCUAGGAAUCCCAAAAAAUGCAAGUCCAGGCUUCUCCACAAUGCAGAGGCCAGUAACAGUAACGGAAGAGGAGUCAGAGCUAGAUAUGGAUUUGGAGUCCAUGCUGGAAUCAGAACAAGAGACUGGGCUGGAUCUGGACCUAGACUUAGACCACAAGAUAGAACCUGAAUCUGAGCUGGAGCCUGAAGCAGAGGUCGAGACAGGGCCCAAGCCCAAGGCCACAUCCAGGCCAAAGAGUCAGUCUUAUCGUCUGCAGCAAUAUUGUCCUGUGUAUCAGUCUAUGCCUCCCAACUCCCCAACUGAGACUCAACACAGGACACAGUCAGUGGAAGGGAGGCAUCAACCUAUGAAUUUAUAUUCAUCCAAGAGCCAUGAACUUAAGGAUCCCUAG
Messenger RNA from Manis javanica (Malayan pangolin), 2472 nucleotides. Lineage: Eukaryota; Metazoa; Chordata; Mammalia; Pholidota; Manidae. The record is from RefSeq and is a predicted model, not a curated record.